AUGGUAGCUAGCAUCAUGACCUCUCCAAUGCCGGCCUGCCACAACCCGAGGGCCAGGUUGUACACUUCAACUAAUUUCGCCGGAUUGGUGCGACGCUUUUCCCCCCUGUACAACAUUGGACAGGCCAGAGAUGAUCGCCCCGACCCGCACUCCACUAGCCCCCUCUCGGCCCGCACUGUCUCCCAGGGGGGGCUCCCUUUUGAGGACAUGCCGGACGACGAUCUCGACCUCGGCGAGGUGACGAUGCACGACCUACACCUACAAAGGCCAUCUCAGCCAGCCUCUCGCGGCUGCCCAGAGGAGACUAACGGGCACGACGUGAUUUGGUUUGCGCGGAGUCUGUGCAGACACCUCCGCAGCUGGGGAGCCGGUGAGGAGACGACAUGGUGGCGGCCUUGA
This is a messenger RNA of Gaeumannomyces tritici R3-111a-1, 399 nucleotides long. RefSeq lists its product as hypothetical. The coding region runs from base 1 to 399 and encodes 132 amino acids. NCBI's taxonomy places the organism in Eukaryota, Fungi, Ascomycota, Sordariomycetes, Magnaporthales, Magnaporthaceae. The record is from RefSeq and is a predicted model, not a curated record. The transcript is spliced from 2 exons.